Messenger RNA from Sphaeramia orbicularis (orbiculate cardinalfish), 5876 nucleotides. RefSeq names its product gephyrin a (gene gphna). The record is from RefSeq and is a predicted model, not a curated record. The transcript is spliced from 24 exons. Bases 1 to 2337 code for a protein of 778 amino acids. Gene Ontology annotation, molecular function: molybdopterin molybdotransferase activity. Gene Ontology annotation, cellular component: cytoplasm; cytosol; dendrite. Gene Ontology annotation, biological process: establishment of synaptic specificity at neuromuscular junction; glycine receptor clustering; Mo-molybdopterin cofactor biosynthetic process. Lineage: Eukaryota; Metazoa; Chordata; Actinopteri; Kurtiformes; Apogonidae.
AUGGCGGCGGACGGGAUGGUGCUCACCAACCACGACCAUCAGACCCGAGUGGGGAUUCUGACGGUUAGUGACAGCUGCUUCAAGAACCUGGCUGAGGACAGGAGUGGCGUCAACCUGAAGGAUCUAGUCCAUGAUCCCUCACUGCUGGGAGGAGUCAUAUCAGCCUAUAAGAUCGUCCCUGAUGAGAUUGAUGAAAUUAAGGAAACACUUCUGGACUGGUGUGAUGAUCAGGAGCUGAAUCUCAUCCUCACCACUGGAGGAACUGGCUUUGCACCAAGAGAUGUUACUCCAGAGGCCACCAGAGAGGUGAUAGAGAGGGAGGCUCCUGGUAUGGCUCUGGCCAUGCUAAUGGGAUCACUCAACGUUACACCACUAGGCAUGCUGUCCAGGCCAGUGUGUGGGAUACGUGGUAAGACUCUGAUCAUCAACCUGCCGGGGAGCAAGAAGGGCUCUCAGGAGUGUUUUCAGUUCAUCCUGCCCGCUCUGCCCCAUGCCAUCGACCUGCUGCGUGAGGCCACGGUCAGGGUUAAGUCCACACAUGCCGCUCUGGAGCAGCUGCCCUCCCCUUCUCCUCUGCUGACCAACACACACAGCAACAUGCACAGCAACACGCACACCAUGGAGCGUGGUACCCAGUGCGAAGAAGAGGAAGAUGAGGAGGAGGACCGAAGGAGAGGUCGACAUGCGCACAAUCACCACCAUCACCAGCACGGCUCCUCCCACAUCACCGCAGCCGCGAUCGCUGCCAAGACGAGUCAUGCCGUGGUCAUGGCUAAGGGGGGUCCCUACCUGCCCGGCACCACAUCCUCUCCUCCCUCUCAUUUCACCUGCUCCUGCACCCAUGAACAACAGAUCCCGGACUCGAUCAUUUCUCGAGGCGUUCAGGUGCUUCCUCGAGAUUCUGCCUCUUUAAGCUCCACCCCUUCUGAGUCACCACGGGCAACACAGGCGACCUCCCGCCUUUCCACCGCCUCAUGCCCGACACCCAAGGUUCAGUCACGAUGUGGCAGUAACGAGAAUAUUCUGAGAGCCAGCCACAGUGCGGUGGACAUCAGUAAAGUGGCACGUCGUCAUCGCAUGUCCCCGUUCCCAUUGACGUCAAUGGACAAAGCCUUCAUUACUGUUCUAGAGAUGACACCUAUCCUGGGAAUUGAAGUCAUUAACUACAGAGACGGUUUGGGCCGAGUGCUAGCUCAGGAAAUCUAUGCCAAAGACAACCUUCCUCCGUUCCCCGCCUCUGUUAAAGACGGCUACGCUGUUCGAGCUGCUGACGGCCCUGGAGACCGCUUCAUCAUGGGAGAGUCACAGGCUGGACAACAGCCCACCCACACAGUGAUGCCUGGUCAAGUGAUGAGGGUGACAACUGGAGCUCCAAUUCCAUGUGGAGCAGAUGCUGUGGUCCAAGUGGAAGAUACAGAGCUGCUGAGGGAAUCUGAGGAUGGCACAGAGGAGCUGGAGGUGAGGAUUAUGGUCCAGGCUCGACCCGGCCAAGACAUCAGGCCAAUAGGUCAUGACAUCCGAAGAGGGGAGUGUGUGUUGUCUAAAGGAACGCAUAUGGGCCCGUCAGAGAUCGGUCUUCUGGCUACAGUGGGGGUGACUGAGGUCAGCGUGCACAAGUUUCCUGUGGUGGCUGUCAUGUCCACUGGAAAUGAGCUGUUGAAUCCAGAGGAUGACCUUCAUCCAGGGAAGAUCAGAGACUCCAACCGCUCCACUCUGUUGGCCACCAUCCAGGAACAUGGAUACCCUACAAUCAACCUGGGCAUCGUUGGAGACAACCCUGAUGACCUGCUGUCAGCUCUCCAUGAGGGAAUCAGUCGUGCUGAUGUCAUCAUCACCUCAGGGGGGGUGUCCAUGGGAGAAAAGGACUACCUAAAGCAGGUGCUGGAUAUUGACCUUCAUGCUCAGAUCCACUUUGGACGAGUCUUUAUGAAGCCAGGUCUUCCUACUACCUUUGCCACAGUUGACAUUGAUGGAGCACGGAAACUCAUCUUUGCUCUGCCAGGUAACCCAGUGUCUGCAGUGGUGACAUGUAAUCUGUUUGUUAUUCCUGCUCUGAGAAAGAUGCAAGGCAUUCUGGACCCUAGACCUACAAUUAUUAAAGCUAGGCUUUCAUGUGAUGUUAAACUGGAUCCCAGACCUGAGUACCACCGCUGUAUUCUCACAUGGCAUCACCAGGAGCCACUGCCCUGGGCACAAAGCACAGGCAACCAGGUAUCUAGCAGGCUAAUGUCAAUGCGUAGCGCCAAUGGCCUGCUGAUGUUACCACCUAAAACAGAGCAGUAUGUGGAACUGCACAAGGGAGAGGUCGUGGACGUCAUGGUCAUCGGACGGCUAUGAUGCAGACUUUAAUGUCACUCGCUACCGAUUACCAUGGCAGUGCCAGGACUUCCUGUCUGGACAGGAAACGGGCGGGGGCAGGAAGUGAUGCAUGUCUACCUGGUCGCCAUUAGCUGUGAUGUCAUAUGCAACAGCCAAUCGGAGCCAGCGGAGGCUGAAUCCUCAUUGGUCUGCUCUGAGGAGAUCACUGUAUUUCAAUGGAGAAAAAUGUGAAAAAAAUAUAAAAUAUGAGAUUUAUUCUGUAAUAUUAUUAUUAUUAUCCUGAUGAUAAUGAUUAUUAUGAUUAUUAAUAUUCUUAAUUAAUAUUCUAUUUAUUAUUAUUAUCAUGGUUCUGAUUGAAUAUUAUCAUCUUAGUAGUAAUCAUGCCCUCUUCUCUCCUGUUCAUUUGCUUUGUGCGUUUCCCAUUUUCCCCUGGUAGAUAUAGAAAUAUAGAGACUCUUUUCCUCCAGUCCUCCUGUACUCUUUUCUCUCUGUCCCCUUCUUUCUCUUCUUUGUCUUUUUUUCUGCUCUUGCUUCCUGUAUCCAGAUAUAGAGACUCCUUGAUAACCCCUUCCUGCAGUAUCACUACAUCCCAGGACACAAUGAUCCCUAACAUCAGGCUUCAACCGAUAUAUCAACUGAAAGCUGAUAAAGACAUUUCUUUAUUGAAGCUGCUGAUAGUUUGUGCCAGUACAGUAAAUAUGACUUUUAUUGCCAAAAAAAAGUUUGUUAUGUCGAGAUAUAACAGCAUUCAUACUAUACUGAGACACUCAUGACUCUCUAUGAAGCCAUGAAACUCUUGGGUCAGCGGCUCAGCUUUAAGGCAGGGUGAGGUAGGAUUCAUCGCAGGUUUACAGACUUGAGUUAAAUCCUCAAUUGUCACAUUGAAAUAAUUUCUCUGGUCCAACAUCAAAUAUAAGCAUGAUGUUAUUAAUAAAACGCAUAAAAACCUGUCAGAGGUGGGCCAUUCUGACCAACCGAUGUACGGCAUCCUCCUAACCCUGCGUUCAAGUGGUGUUUGAUUUACAGGAGUUUAAAGUUUACACCUUAAAGUUCAGUCUGUGAUAAAUGCACCAUUGCGGUCCCUGUGUGACCUGUAUUUUUAAAAGGGGUCACCCUACUUAUUUUACACAAACGUACCAAGAAAUGAAGUACCAUUCAACCUGUGAAAACAGUUUUAUAUUGUCAUCUGUGGCUUUAUAAACUGAGAGUGUUUGUGGAAUUUGAAGGACUUGAGUGUUAACCAGGCAGAGGAAAUGUUAAAAGAGAUUAUAAUGAUUUGCACUAAUGUAGGAGCCAAUUUUUCUACAAAAUUGGGAUAAUUCAUCCUGCUUUGAUCUUGUCAUAUCUUUUUUUUUUUUGGUAUCUUGCAGCCACACAGUUACAUGGAAGUCUCAUUUCUGGAUUGCUCCCUAAAACCUCUAAAGGUACCCUGCUGAGCGUGAGCACUAGUAGUGUUAUAACGAGUAAUGUUUUCAUGAGUGGGUCCCUGUUUGGUUUAUGUCGUAUGCAUGUACAGUGUGCAUUCCUGCCACUAGUGUCACCCUGUUCCACUGACUGACAGCUGGUGGUGGUGUUGCAGCAGUAGAUGUAGCAAUGCUCCAUCAAAGGCAGAAAAGACUGCAAGCUCACACAUAUUGAUGUAAAUACUGCCAAGUUUAAAGUAUUUUUAAAAAUUGUAUUUACAGAAGUUUUGUGAGUAUGGAAAAAUAAUCACAUUGUUAGGCCUCAAGUAUACAUGAACUGUGUUUUGGUGUGAGACAUGGGGCCCUUUAAGUAGCUAAAACAUAACAUUUAGUGGCCUCCACUGUUUUUACAUCUCUUUCCGCCCAUAAACCAAGAGAAGAUGAAAAGCUGCUUCACUGAGUUCUUAGAUAUGAUAUCCCCAACUCAGAGAAAACUCCUGACAUCACUUGAAAGCAGGUGUCGCAUUCAGGUGCUUGUUAACUACACAACUGGUGAAUUUCUACCAUGACGCUGUUAAGGUGCUUGUAAAUGUCAAAAACUAAUACAGUUCAUGACUGUAAAUCAAACUUUAUCAUUUGACUGCUUUUUUCCUCAAUGUACUGUAUGUAGUCAGAGCCACACUGAAACAGCUGGUACAUUAAUGUGAUAGUCUGCUGUUCAAUAGAAAACUUUGAUAUUCAGCCCACCGUUAAAGUUUAAUUUACUCCUAGCAUAAAUAAAACACAGGUCAGUUGGCUGCACUAACCUGCAGAUUUAACACUGACGUUAAAUUGUUUACCAAUUAACAAGGACCAUACAAAUGCAUCAUAUGCAAUCUGUUAUACCCCAGCAUUCACUGAAUGCACCAUACCUUACCUCCUCUGGGUCCCCUGAUUCUUCCUGUCAGUGUCAGCAGUGCUAAACAAACCCAGAUGGUCAGAGGUUAAUGCUGCAUUCAAGUCAUAGUGAAACUGCUGUACAAAGUUCUGUCCAUUUUUUGUUUUGUUUUAAUUUUAGUGGUACUUAAUGCAACCAAGCUGACAUGAUUGAUAUUUUUUCAUCUAUGUCUGUCACAGCUGAUAUCAGAAGUUUGAGUAAUCUUUCUGGGUUUUCUGGGAUUUCUAGGUUCAUCUCUAACCCACCUCAUUACGCUUGUUAAUUAUGAGAGUUUUCAGAUUAGAAAGCUGGUGUGCUAUCUCUGUUCAUUGACAUGAAUGCAGCACUAGUCUGAAUUUCUGAGCUUUGACCCCUCUUCUGAUUGACUGAUGCAGUCUUCCUCUCCCCUUCCUUCCUCACCCUCCCUCUCGUCCUUUUUUCCUCCCCAGUUUCGUCACGCUUGCAUGCCCAUAAAUGGGGAGGGGGCGUGUCUUUCUCUUUGGGCAGGUUUAAUAUCCAGGUGCAAGACCGGAGUGCAGCACCUGGGCGGGACUUCUGAUCUGGCUAAUCAUUUAAUUUUAGGACAGUUUUCAAUGCAAUUAUCAGCGCAACAGAGGAAUUUUUAAACAUCCAGGUUCUGGUACCAACACUGUCUUCUCAUUUCUUCUUAUAGCUCAGAUGUCAGAAACUUCCCAGUUACCUCAAAUGCACCACAUAUCUAUAAGUGGCUCAUGCUGUGGUCAUGUCAUGUCAAGGGAAAGACCAGGGCAACAUCUCAUUGCAGCAGAAGUAUGGAAGUAGUUCUGUAUAUUUAUCUAGAAUGCCUACAUGCAAGUAAUUAAAAAAACAAAACAAACUGAAACACACUUAACCACACUUAUGUUUUCUCCACAUCUGGCAGCUUUUAUUAAUGAUAAAUCAAUUCUGACAUGAACGCAGCAUUAGAGCACAUCCUGGCACCUGCCCAAGGAGGACCAAUCAAACCCAGAUAGAUCCAUUUGAGUAAGAAGAAGCAGGUAAUUGAUAAACUGCCUUUGUAUCGAGUGAUUCGUAACACUGGACUGAACUCAGUGUCACACUGCACACACUAUAAACUAUGACCAGCACUUGUAAUGAAGCAAUGACACAGCAUUCUACUACUACUACUGUAUAAAUCUAAUGAAGAGGAUGUUUUUUUUCUGUAAUGAUAUUAUUGAAACUGAAGAUGAAUUAAUAAAAAUAAUCCUGAUUAUUCUGUA